AGUCCUGCUGGGAAAAGAAAGGGGGUCAGAGUCGAAUUGUACGAAAGCGUAAUGGAAGUGUUCAGCUUCGGAGGAUCUUAUUUACGAUCUUGUUUUUAAACGGUUGGCUUUAAAAAAGGUGACGUUCUGCUUCUGGGUGUUGUGAGAGGAUCUUGUGAUAGAGAGGAGCGUGUUUAAUGCGGUAAAGCUGCUGAACCAGAAGCGUCGGUUUGAUGUUGAGCAUCAAGGCGUCCAGAGGACAACAACAUAGUGAGAGAGACACAGAGACACACAGAGAGGGAGAGAGCGAGAGAGAGCGAGAGAGAGAGAGACGCCGGUCCGAGUGAGUAAUGCGUCCCAUUUUUCAGCGAGAAGAUGGAUGAAAAGUCCAACUACAGUCGUGUGCUGUUCGGGCUGCUCAUGCUGCUGCUGUUCGCCGUCAUUGUGCUGCAGUACGUGUGUCCGGGCUCCGAGUGCCAGCUGCUCCGCUUGGGCUCGUUCUCUGAGCUGCGCGGCGGCGGAAGCGAUGGCCGUGAUGGUGAUCCGUACGUGGCGGAAGACGGCGCUCUGGCUCGCUUUGUGCCGCGCUUUAAUUUCACCCCGCAAGAUCUGGACCGCGUCGUGGACUUCAAUAUCAACGGCGACGACGUGAUCGUGUUCCUGCACAUCCAGAAAACCGGAGGCACCACGUUCGGCCGCCACCUCGUCCGUAACAUUCAGCUCGAGCGCCCGUGUGAGUGUCACGUCGGGCAGAAGAAGUGCACGUGCUACCGGCCGGGGAAGAAAGAAACAUGGCUCUUCUCGCGCUUUUCUACCGGCUGGAGCUGCGGACUGCAUGCAGACUGGACCGAGCUGACCAACUGCGUCCCGUCCAAGAUGACCAGCAGGGAACCUUCCCAACCUCGCAGGAGCACAAGGAACUAUUACUACAUUACGAUCCUCCGAGAUCCAGUGUCACGCUACCUGAGCGAGUGGCGUCAUGUGCAGCGAGGAGCCACAUGGAAAGCCUCGCUGCACAUGUGUGAUGGCCGGGCGCCUACUCUGGCAGAGCUCCCCAGCUGCUAUACGGGUGAUGACUGGUCCGGUUGCUCACUGGCUGAGUUCAUGGCGUGCCCUUACAACUUGGCAAACAAUCGACAGUCUCGUAUGCUGGCUGACCUGAGCCUCGUAGGCUGCUACAAUGCAUCAGUCAUGAACGAUCAGCAGCGUGGCUCCGUGUUACUAGAAAGUGCCAAGCGCAACCUCAGACGCAUGGCUUUCUUUGGCCUGACUGAGUACCAACGCAAGACACAGUACUUGUUUGAGCGUACCUUCCGCCUGGCCUUCAUUGCACCCUUCACACAGCUUAAUGGCACACGUGCCGCCAGCGUUGAUGUGGCACCUGAGAUACAGCAGCGCAUCCGUGAACUCAACGGCUGGGAUGUAGAGCUGUAUGAGUACGCUCGUGACCUCUUCUUGCAGCGUUUCCAGUAUGCAAGGCAGAAGGAGCGACGCCAGGCUCGCCAACGACGCCAGCAGGAGAGACGUAGGAUGCGUGCCAAAAUGCCACACUGGACAGAGGUAAAGGGCACUAAACCUACUAAAACCCCAACACAAAUGAGGCAGUCCCUAGCCACUAGGCUUGCUGAGCCAAAACAGGAUGUGACAGGGAAAAUGUUGGAAGAUGAUACAGGAAUGGAUUCGGAAGAUCCUUGGUGGGAGGACGAUGAUGAAAACGAAACCAUAGAGGACUAUUUGGUCAAUGUUGAGCAAUGGUGAUGACUCAUUGGGCACUGAAUAAAAAAUGGGUGGAAUUGCAGACUUUCCUAGAUUUCCACUAGGUUGCCAAGCGAUGCAACUUCUACUUCAAACCACAGAACAUUAAAUUCAUGUUCUAGAUUAACACAUGGGAAAAGUGCAUUUUUUUGGUGUCGGAUAGACACAAGUAGGACCUGAUUGAAUUAUGCUGGUGUCUGCCCUUUUUUUUGAAAAUGCCACACAAAAUCCAUGCGCACUGCAAUCGUCCCUAUGUACCAGUGUACCUUAAGAUCCGUAACUGAAUUUAUGUUUGUUAAUAAUGCUAUUGAAUCAAAGAGAUUUCUUUCUUUAUGGUUACUUUUUUGUUUGAACUUUCACUACGACAUUUGAUUGUAGGUGGCGGUGUGAUAUUUUCUAGCAUUCUUACUGUACUGAUUAUGUAGCCUCUGGCUUCAAUAUAAAAUCUUGUAGCAAAUCACAUUAUUUGUAAUUCCUAACAUAAGCUAUAUUAUAAAUUGUCCGAACAGAUAAAUGUGUGAAUAUUCUGUUAACCGAAUGCAAUUUGUUGCUACUCAAAUAAAUUUUGAUAUUAAUUGUA
Molecule: messenger RNA, 2314 nt
Organism: Tachysurus fulvidraco (yellow catfish)
Lineage: Eukaryota; Metazoa; Chordata; Actinopteri; Siluriformes; Bagridae
Gene: hs6st2
Product: heparan sulfate 6-O-sulfotransferase 2
Exons: 2
Coding region: 355-1737 (460 amino acids)
Cellular component (GO): membrane
Molecular function (GO): heparan sulfate 6-sulfotransferase activity
Source: RefSeq, a predicted model, not a curated record